Molecule: messenger RNA, 4748 nt
Organism: Triplophysa rosa
Lineage: Eukaryota; Metazoa; Chordata; Actinopteri; Cypriniformes; Nemacheilidae
Gene: adra1d
Product: adrenoceptor alpha 1D
Exons: 2
Coding region: 319-1824 (501 amino acids)
Biological process (GO): adenylate cyclase-activating adrenergic receptor signaling pathway; positive regulation of cytosolic calcium ion concentration; phospholipase C-activating G protein-coupled receptor signaling pathway
Cellular component (GO): membrane
Molecular function (GO): alpha1-adrenergic receptor activity
Source: RefSeq, a predicted model, not a curated record
GGAUGCCACCAGUAGCAGACUGUCCAUAGGAUAGAAGUGCAUGGGCAGACUUAUAGACGUUUAGUUUAUUCUACCUCAAUUGUGUAAAACUAAAUUAGAGUAGGCCUAUGUUGUGAAAAUGUGCAGAAAGAUUUUGCACGUGUGUAGUAUGCGGAAGGUCAUUUAUUUUGAUAAUAGUUAAUGAUUUUUAUGAAAUCUACGGAAGUUGGGAACCAGAAAAUGGAGCGCAAACCUGAAGAAACAUUACAAGAGUGAACAUGAAACGUUGAUCUCCACCGUCGGCACAAACAAGUAAAGCUGUCUUUAUGGAGUUUCAAAAUGACAUUUUCUAAACUGCUGAACGAGAGCAAUGAUGAAUUCUCAUCGGACGAGGCGCUUAACUCGUCUUUACCACAGCAACAUCUUUCCAACAUCAGCAACGGCACCUGUGUGAACAUCACCCUCGACUCGCAAGUUAUAGGUGUGGGAAUCUUUCUGGCCGUUUUCAUACUAGCGGCGAUCGUCGGGAACAUUUUGGUCAUUCUUUCGGUGCUGUGCAACAAACAUUUGCAGACGGUCACAAACUUCUUCAUUGUCAACCUCGCCAUAGCGGACCUGCUGCUGAGCAUCAUCGUCCUGCCGUUCUCCGCGUCUCUGGAGGUGUUGGGAUGUUGGGUGUUCGGUCGCAUCUUCUGCAACAUUUGGGCAGCGGUGGAUGUCCUCUGCUGCACGGCGUCGAUCUUAAGUUUGUGCAUUAUAUCCAUAGACAGGUACAUUGGGGUGAAAUACUGCCUAAAAUACCCCACUAUCAUGACUGAAAGGAAGGCAGGUGUCAUACUGGUGGUGGUUUGGGUAUCUUCAAUGGUUAUUUCAAUAGGACCCCUGUUGGGUUGGAAGGAGCCUCCACCUUUAGACGAGAGCAUCUGCAGCAUCACGGAGGAACCGGGUUACGCGCUGUUCUCUUCUUUAUUCUCCUUCUAUCUUCCGCUCAUGGUGAUUUUAGUCAUGUACACUAGAGUGUAUAUCGUGGCCCGCAGGACUACAAAAAGUUUGGAAGCGGGGGUAAAACGGGAGAGGGACCAUUCAAUGGAGGUGGUGUUGCGGAUACAUUACCGGAGCGCGCCGGACGACGCGAGCACCAGCUCCAAAACCAAAACCCAUCCGUUCAGAAGUUCACUGUCCGUGAGACUCUUGAAGUUCUCCAGAGAGAAGAAGGCUGCUAAAACCCUCGCCAUCGUCGUGGGAAUGUUCAUUUUUUGUUGGCUACCUUUUUUCUUCGUUUUGCCUUUGGGUUCCUUCUUCCCAGCCCUGAAGCCGUCUAAAAUGGUGUUCAAAGUAAUCUUCUGGCUGGGCUACUUCAACAGCUGCAUCAACCCGAUAAUCUACCCCUGCUCCAGCAAAGAAUUCAAGCGCGCCUUCACCCGGCUCCUGCGCUGUCAGUGCCAUCGUCGCCGUCGCAUCAUCCGGCGUUUCUACGACCAACGCUGGAGAACGGCCAUGAGGGGAGCCAAAAGUGACCCUCACAGGGACUACUGCUCUGGAUUUCCCUUCCACGAGCAAUGUGGAAACUCCAUCUAUUCCUGCCAGAGCAAGAGCCGGCCUCUUAGCUUGAAGAGCUGGAGCUUCUUUCCGCCCUUGCAGAAGUCCUCCUUCCAUCUGAAGGAGAAAAUGAACAACCUUUCCAAUAAAAUCAAGAACGGGACGGGGAAGAGCGGCACGUCUGCUCUGAGCCGCCCGGAGAUCAACACGGUCUCCAUGGGGAUCUAUAAUGACUGCGGUGAUCAGAGCGGCUACCAGAUCUAUGACCUCACAGAAUGCUACUGCCUGAAGGAAACAGACAUCUAAACAAAGACAAAGAUUGCUGUCUGUGUUCCCCAGGCAAAUAUUUGUCUCUAGGAUAUUUUUUCAAUAUAUCAUUUUUGCUCAAAGACCUGCAUUCUUGUUAUGUCUUAAUAUACUGGCUUUGACUCUUUGAAGCAAAUCUGAGGAUUUAUAAGUGAGAAAAGUACACUGAAUGUCAAAAUAAGGACAAAUGAAGUAACUGCACUGGACCAGAAUAUAGACUCAUAGUUGCUGGGUUUGUGUAUACUGUGUUGUCCGUGUGGCCUUUGAGUUAUAAGCUGUCAAAUGUCCAAAUGCCCUGAUAACCUACAACGCUGAAGUUUUAAUGUUUGAACUGUUACAAAGAAUUACUUUGACGUGUUGACCAUUAAGUAUGAAUGGAAAACAUUUGAUAUGACAAUAUUGAAUCCAUUAUACUGAUUACUACGGACAAAAAUGAUUCACUGUGAUUCACAUGGUGGAAGUCACUUUAAUGGAUUCAGUGGAUUCUUCAUAACUUUGAAUGCGAGGCACAAUUUGUAACAGAUGUUUUCAAAGGGUGGUUAAAAAACGUGUGCUAUUCGUGCAUCUCUCCAUUGAACCAUGAGACAAGAAUAAAUCUGUCAUUCACAAAAGGACCGACAGUUCCUCCUCGCUCCAGGACUACAACUCAGCUUUUGUGUUGUUGAGAAAUUAUUUGGGUUUCUUUGUAAUGCCGAUGUGAUGAUGUCUUUCAAUGUCAACUAUUAAGCAGAAUAAACCUGAACAAGAGCACGCAGAAUGGUGAUCUCAUACUCGCAUCUCAUGAAUCCUCAGAAUCUUUUUUUUUUAUCAUUGACUCUCACGUCAUUCCAAACCUGUAUAACGUUUUUGAGACAUUUCUCAAAAUAUCUUCUUUUGUGUUUCACAGGUUUUUAAUGACAUGAGGGCAAAUAAAUGACGACAGAAAAGGGUUUUGUGAACCGGUAAACCUAUCACCUUAAUUUCGCUGUUGUGAACUUUAUACUUUAUUAUUUGUGUCGGUUUUGCUAACCUAAGCAAUUUCAGUAGAAAAAUCAAAGUUGAUACUUAAAUUAAGCAUAACUGAUAAAUCCGUUACAUCAUCUGAGCAAUAAAAUUUUCCCCUGGGCUGCGGAGACCAACCAAUUUGAUGCUACACGUUAUCUUACCCAUAAAAAGAUUACUUCGCCCCAAAAUUUAAAUCCAUGCAAAACCAUCAUUAAAGUGUCAUAAAAGUGUCAUAAACGUCAUCCAUAUAACUUAUGCAAUAUAAAAGUCUUCUGAAGUCAUGAAAGCUUUAUGAGGGUCUGCUUUAUGAACUGCUAAUCUUCACAUUAAUCCUCACCAAGGACAGUUUAUGCUCAGUGUUGGUUUAUUCCUCACAUAAGCAUCACAUGGCUUGUGUGUUUCACAUUAGAAAAAAAGUCGUACAGGUUUUAGAAGAACAGGAGGUUGAGUACAUAAUGGCUGAUAAUGACGAAAUGCUACAACGGCCAGUAGAGGUCACUGUUAUAAGAAAUCGAAUGUCAAAAUCGCUUGACAGCUUUUGUGAACAAGCAAAACCAUCGGGACAAGUUCUGGGAAAAGAGCUCUGAAUAUGUUUUAAUACAAAAGUGAGAGAGAGUGGGUUUAUGACUUGUAAAUUAUAUUUAAAGCUCUGCAUGGUUGAGUUCCAAGUGAUUUCCUUUUCCAUUUAAGAUUUCUAAGAAUGUACUGAAAAGCAAAUCAUGCUGAGAUCUUGUCCUCCCCGGUUUCCUGUGGAUUGCAGAACACUCACAUCAAUGAUUAACAGUUGUUCAUGGGUUUCUUAAGUUUUUUUUUGUUUGUUUUGAAUAAAAAUUCUUACAUGUUCAUGUUCAAUAAACAAUUCCCAAUGACGUUAACUGUAGUCAUUCUGAAUGCAUUUCAGAGAAAGUCACAUUUUUACAAUUAUUGUAUUGAUUUUUACUAUAAAUAAAUCUCGUCCCCUUAUUAAAUUAAACUGCCUGCCUUUCUAUGGGAGCAGGCCAACUGUUGCAAGUUCCCCGUCAAGCUUUUACAGAAUUUUAGUGUUUUAUUUAGAAGAAUUUUCACAUACAAAUGCAGUUAAACAAUAGCAUGUCAUUUUUAUUAAACAUACACUUCUUUUUCUCUGGCGCCCCAGCUGCCGACAAAUUUAAUUAUUUGAGUUUUUUUUGUUGUUUUAUGCGUUUUAAAAUAUCAAGAAGACGUGAGCACACCCAAGAUUUAUCAUAUGUUCUCACACAUAUUUCAGCUAUGACUGUGAUUUUCAACAGGUCAAGGGUGUUAAUCUGAGACAAGGGAGGAUGUCUUUAAUAUGGGUCUGUUGAUAGGCAGCAUAAGUGCACAGGCUAAGUGACUUUUUUGAGCCUGAAAUAGCAAAAAAUGUCCUGUUCCUUGGUUAUUGUGUUUAUCAUCCCAUGCAUCCCAUUUCGUUAAAAAUACCAGAACUCAUUCUGCAAGUGUGUUUGAAUUGGAUUAUGAAAUGUUUACCAUAACAUUUAUGAAAUAUGUAUAUGAAAUAUGAAAUGUUUACCGUAACCACAACAGCUUGUACUUGUAUCUACGGAGUGCUCAUUAUUUUGUUAAUCCACAGUACAUUAGGUUUUAUCCGUUGAAUGGACAUUGCAACAGUGUUGACAAUAGCAAGAAAAAAUUGCUCUGGAACACCAAAACUGUGACAAAUAUUAAAUCCAGACCAGACAUCUACAGUAAUUUAUUCAUUGCAAACAUACAUUUUUCGAAGAAAAGCAACAUAUUUUUACAGAAUGGUCACCCUUGACGUUUGCGUGCAUUUUGUUGUUCAUCAUGUCACCUAAAAAUGUCCUAAUGUGCUGAGAAAAAAAUCCUACUUUUUCAUUUUAUAUUGGCAUGUUACUGGCAAACUGUGUUUGGAAUAAUGUGUUUACAGGUUGUGAUAAUCUUUGAAUAAACAUCAUUUUGCUUUU